AUGACCCUCACCUCCAACAUCGUCAAGGGCAACGACGACGGCAAGAAGGCCACUGCCAAGCUUCCUACUACCAUCAUGCCCUCUGCCCGCGCUGUAGCCAAGUGGAUUCAUCCCGCUUCCACUUGCGCCUGCGCGUCCAAGCUGAACCAGCCCCUCCGCGUCAAGCGCCUCGGCCCCGAGGCCAUCAUCCCCACGCGCGGCUCCGCCUCCGCCGCCGGCUUUGACCUGUACGCCUCGCGCGAGUCCACCGUCCCCGCCCGCGGAAAGGCCAUGGUAGACACGGACAUUUCGAUCGCCCUUCCCGAGGGCACGUAUGGUCGUAUCGCGCCGCGCUCCGGUCUUGCCGCCAAACACUCGAUCGACACGGGUGCCGGCGUCAUUGACGUCGAUUACCGCGGGCCUAUCAAGGUCAUCCUCUUCAACUUCUCGGACGCCGACUUCUCCAUCGCGGCUGGCGACCGUAUCGCCCAGCUCAUCCUUGAGGAGGUGCGUCUGGCGCCCGCUGUUGAGGUCGAGGACCUCGACGUCACUGAGCGCGGCGAGGGCGGUUUCGGGAGUACUGGCGGCUUUGGUGGCGCUGCUCCAGCUCAGUAG
Cutaneotrichosporon cavernicola is the source of this 594-nucleotide messenger RNA. RefSeq lists its product as uncharacterized. The transcript has 4 exons. The record is from RefSeq and is a predicted model, not a curated record. Gene Ontology annotation, molecular function: magnesium ion binding; dUTP diphosphatase activity. Bases 1 to 594 code for a protein of 197 amino acids. Gene Ontology annotation, biological process: dUTP catabolic process; dUMP biosynthetic process. NCBI's taxonomy places the organism in Eukaryota, Fungi, Basidiomycota, Tremellomycetes, Trichosporonales, Trichosporonaceae.